AUGUCAAAGCAAAUAAAACACGUUCGCAGUACAUUUUUGGAUGAUGUUGGUUUUUCUGAACGAUCUAUGCAAGAACGAGAAAGACUUUCAGAACGUGUUUCCAAAGUUCUCAUCGCAGCGCGAUGUACUGAUCCACUUCUUUGGAUCUUCAGUUCUUUUCUUGGAGUUUUCGUCAGUGCUCUACAAUCUAUACCACUUGCAACAAAUGGAUGGGUGUAUGUCACUGAACCACGGGCUUACAAUAAAACAAAUGAAAAUGGAGAUUUAAUGGAUACGGUAUUCCUGUACAGCGCAGGUUACUUUGUAAUGUGUCGUGAGUUCAAAGGAGAAGAAACUGUCGCUGGUGAAGAUGUUCGAAUGUACUUAUCAAGUGAGGAAACAGCCUAUCAAUGUUACUGGAAUCCAAUCCUUACUGGGGAGGAUCUAACAGAAUUUAGCUCUGCAACUCUCGCAAUCGAAGGACGUCUUGCAUUGCCUACCUCAAUGCAUAUUAUUGGUGUAACUAUCUGUUAUAUGGCAUUUUGUUUUGGUCUUAUUGGUCACAUAAAGCGCAGCUCAAAAACACUUCUUGCAGCAAUUUUGUAUAUUUUCGGAGGCCUUGUUGUUCUAGUUGGUGUCCUACAGUUUGUUUGCGUUGUUGAUGAUGAACUAGCACCACGAAUGAAACCGAAUGCAGCUGGUGAACCAUCCAAAUUCAGAUAUUCCUUCUUCUUUACUUCGUUAUCAUUCUUACCGCUGCAACUGUGUGCUUGCUGUCAUGCAUUCCUUUAUUUCCGCCGUUUUCCGACAGCACUUGAUAAAAUGAAAAUCGUCCCAGUGAAACGUAUUCAAGUGGUAAAGGCACUGCGUUCUCCUCAGUCUGAGACAUUACAAGAUAGGUCUAUUUGUGCUAUCGUUUAUCCUAAUCAACCAGCUAGUCGAAAGUCUUCUCGUUUUAGUUUCAAUUCACCGCUUCUGAUCAGUCCAGCAGUAGUAAUGCCCUCAUCGUUCCCGGAACCGCUGCUUUCCACAGCUAUACGUAAUUCAGCAAAUCAUAAGCAACCUUGA
Molecule: messenger RNA, 1047 nt
Organism: Thelazia callipaeda (thelaziosis nematode)
Lineage: Eukaryota; Metazoa; Nematoda; Chromadorea; Rhabditida; Thelaziidae
Source: the annotation of a GenBank genome assembly